Messenger RNA from Vicugna pacos (alpaca), 8085 nucleotides. NCBI's taxonomy places the organism in Eukaryota, Metazoa, Chordata, Mammalia, Artiodactyla, Camelidae. The record is from RefSeq and is a predicted model, not a curated record.
GUUGGGGGAGGAGAGACCAGGGCAGGGGGAGAGCCAAAUUAUGUGUGUGUUUGUUGAGGGGGAGGGGGGCAAUAAAAGUAAGACUGAGAGAUGAGAGUAGGGGGCAGGUUAGGACCCUGCCUCAGACUCUGACCCUCAUUAAGGCCCUUGACCAGUGAAAUGUAACCUCUGGGGUCUUAUCCGCUUCUUGUAUUUUACCACUUUUACUCCCCUCCCCCACUUCCAAUCCUUAUUUCCAUUCCCCCUCCCUCCUCUGGUGUCCAUCACCUAUAUCUUUCCCCCCAUAUGGUGUCCGUUCUUUAUAUGAGUCCCCCUUCUGUCUUUCCCCUGUAUCAGUCCCUUCCCUGCUGUCCAUUUUCUCUCUCUCCCUCUCCUUUAUUUGGUAGCUCCUUUACAUUUCUACCACCUCUUCACCCCCUUCUUCUUGACCCCUUGUCCUAACACCCCAUUAGGUCCACCUCAUUUCCUCUGCCCCAUGUCCAUUUGGGCCCUUCGGGGAUAUUCUCUUUUUCCCGAGAGAUUUACCAUCAUUCCUGUCUCGUUUUCUCUUAGAUCCAUCCCUGUUAUUUCUUCUCCACCCCGUCCUCUAUUCCCUACCCCAUUCCCCAUCUUGUCACCACAAGUCUGUGCCUACCCACUUUCCCCUAAUACCCCAGGUCUUAUCACCCAUUCCUCUUUUCUUGCCUCCUCUAAUUCCUGGGGUGUUGGAGAGCUGCGGAGCAAAGACACAGGUUUUAAUGGUUGGAACAAGACCUAAAAGAGAUCCCCAUCUGAGCCCUUUGGGAUUUCUCAUCCUAGUAAAUCUUAUCCCUUUUUCAUCUGUGUUCCUCUGUCUCUUGCAUCUGCCUCCCAGAAUCAUCCUUACUUAAGUCCAGACAAUAUUGCGUGCGUGUAUAUUUCCAGAGUUGCUGCUAAGCAAAGUUCCUGGGUCCUGCACUACUCCCAGGAGGAGGGUCUGCCCCGUGAUGUCUAGCCUGCCUCCCUGUGGCUGCAGCCUGAACCAGCUUCUCCCAUAGUGAUGAUAUGUGUCAACAGAUGUCUCCGCUGGGGGUCCUCAGGGUCUGAUUGCGGUGGGCAUGUUGCCUGCAUUGCCUGCAGUCCUAAAGCCUAGGCAUUGGUACUCUCUGUAUCUAGAGGGUAUUGGUUGGAGUCUCUGAGGUGGCAUUGAAAUCCUGAGUGCUUCAAAGUAUUGGGGUUUCUAGAUACUUAUAUUCUGAGGGUUCAUCUCUGACUCUGAUCUGCAGGUUGGGUAAAUCUGAAGCAUGUCUGGAGACAGAUAGGGGCUACAUUUUCAAAACCCUCCUACUCAGAGCUUUCAGUUCGAAUGAAGCUUAAAGACCAAUGCUUUUCCUGCAAUAUACCCAUGAUUAAUUAUCCUGUAAAGGUGACAGAAUUUUAUUUUUCUUUCUCUAAACUCUCUCUUAUUCUGAUUCCUUAAGCCUGUUUUCUGUCACUUCGAUGUCACCAAUUUGACUUCUCUCUUACUUCCACAGGCCCUGUCCCCUGUGUCCCUGUGAUGUGGCAUUGGGGUUUAAAGGAGAGGCAGUUUGCAGGGAUGGGGGCAUGGGAAGAACAGCAAAGUUGGGGAAGUGGGACUCUGGGGGUGUCUCUGAGCAUCGACAGCCCUUCAUCUACUGUUCUUCUUUUCUGGAAGUUUUCUUCCCAUCCCUAGCUCUAGUCUUCAGAGGCCUCCUCUAUGUUACAGGCCUGGAUCUUCCAUUCUUCUCACACCUUUCUUACUCAAGCUCCUCCCUGUGCCUUGGGGAGGUUCCUAACUUAUGAAGUUGGCUUCCAUCCUGUCCAUGGAGACUGGGGGCCUGGGGGGACAUUACUGACUCUUCAACUUCUAGGCAUGGAGUCAGGGAGGAGAUCAAUUCCGUAUUCAUUCAAACAAGGACAUAUCUCCUGCCUCCUCACUCUUUAGCCUCUGCAAAGCCUGAUGCUGACGAGAUCCAUCCUCCCCCUACCACCAGAAGAACCAGAACUCUCCCCAAAGGAUGAGCAGGGCUGGCCAGGGGAGGAGGGGGUGGAAUAAAGAGGAGAGGCAGGAAGGGAGGCCCUCUCAUGACUCUGACUCUGUGAACAGAAGUUUAUCUUCUGUUCCUUUAAAGUUACCAUGUGCCUCACCCUCAUCUGUGAUCUCCUCAAGAUGUACGGGGACCCCCUAUGCACCGAACCCAAUACGUUCAUUCCCCAUAUGAUCGUCCUGGUUGGAACCCUCGGUUCUGCAUCAUCUCGGGGAACCAGCUUCUCAUGCUGGAUGAGGACGAGAUACACCCCCUUCUGAUCCGGGACCGGAGGAGCGAGUCCAGUCGCAACAAACUGCUGAGACGCACAGUCUCCGUGCCGGUGGAGGGGCGGCCCCACGGCGAGCAUGAAUACCACUUGGGUCGCUCGAGGAGGAAGAGCGUCCCAGGGGGGAAGCAGUACAGCAUGGAGGCCGCCCCCGCUGCACCCUUCCGGCCCUCGCAAGGCUUCCUGAGCCGGAGGCUAAAAAGCUCCAUCAAACGCACGAAGUCACAACCCAAACUUGACCGGACCAGCAGCUUUCGCCAGAUCCUGCCUCGCUUCCGAAGUGCUGACCAUGACCGGGCCCGGCUGAUGCAGAGCUUUAAGGAGUCACACUCUCAUGAGUCCUUGCUGAGUCCUAGCAGUGCGGCCGAGGCCUUGGAGCUCAACUUGGAUGAAGAUUCCAUUAUCAAGCCAGUGCACAGUUCCAUCCUGGGCCAGGAGUUCUGUUUUGAGGUAACAACGUCAUCAGGAACAAAAUGUUUUGCCUGUCGUUCUGCGGCUGAGAGGGACAAAUGGAUCGAGAAUCUACAGCGGGCAGUAAAACCCAACAAGGACAACAGCCGCCGGGUGGACAACGUGUUGAAGCUGUGGAUCAUAGAGGCCAGGGAACUGCCCCCCAAGAAGCGGUACUACUGUGAGCUCUGCCUGGACGACAUGCUGUAUGCGCGCACCACCUCCAAGCCCCGCUCGGCCUCAGGGGACACCGUCUUCUGGGGCGAGCACUUCGAGUUUAACAACCUGCCGGCUGUCCGGGCCCUGCGGCUGCAUCUGUACCGUGACUCAGACAAAAAGCGCAAGAAGGACAAGGCGGGCUAUGUCGGGCUGGUGACUGUGCCUGUGGCCACCCUGGCCGGGCGCCACUUCACAGAGCAGUGGUACCCCGUAACCCUGCCAACAGGCAGCGGGGGCUCUGGGGGCAUGGGGGGCUCAGGAGGGGGCGGGGGCUCAGGGGGCGGUUCAGGGGGCAAGGGCAAAGGCGGUUGCCCGGCUGUGCGGCUGAAAGCACGUUACCAGACAAUGAGUAUCCUGCCCAUGGAGCUGUACAAGGAGUUUGCAGAGUAUGUCACCAACCAUUAUCGGAUGCUGUGUGCAGUACUGGAGCCCGCCUUGAACGUCAAGGGCAAGGAGGAGGUUGCCAGUGCACUGGUUCACAUCCUGCAGAGUACAGGCAAAGCCAAGGACUUCCUUUCAGACAUGGCCAUGUCUGAGGUGGACCGGUUCAUGGAACGGGAACACCUCAUAUUCCGCGAGAACACGCUCGCCACUAAAGCCAUAGAAGAGUACAUGAGACUGAUUGGUCAGAAAUACCUCAAGGAUGCCAUUGGGGAAUUCAUCCGUGCUCUGUAUGAAUCUGAGGAGAACUGUGAGGUGGACCCCAUCAAGUGCACGGCCUCCAGUCUGGCAGAGCACCAGGCCAAUCUGCGAAUGUGCUGUGAGUUGGCCCUGUGCAAGGUGGUCAACUCCCAUUGCAGCCUCCCAUCUUCCUCCUGCAGUCCCUACUCCCUGUCUCUCUCACCUGUUUCCACACCCUCACCUCCUGCCACCCCCCUCCAGCAUGUUCCCUGGAAGCUGAGGGUCUCUGGGGCUCAGUCCCGGUCUCUCUCUUUCUCUCUCUCUCUCUCUGUCUCCCCACCCCUUCCCCUCAGCGUGUUCCCGAGAGAGCUGAAGGAGGUGUUUGCAUCUUGGCGACUGCGCUGCGCAGAGCGGGGCCGGGAGGACAUUGCUGACAGGCUGAUCAGCGCCUCGCUCUUCCUGCGCUUCCUCUGCCCAGCCAUUAUGUCGCCCAGUCUCUUUGGGCUCAUGCAGGAGUACCCAGAUGAGCAGACCUCACGAACCCUCACCCUCAUCGCCAAGGUCAUCCAGAACCUGGCCAACUUUUCCAAGUUUACCUCAAAGGAGGACUUUCUGGGAUUCAUGAAUGAGUUUCUGGAGCUGGAGUGGGGUUCCAUGCAGCAGUUCCUGUACGAGAUCUCCAACCUGGACACGUUGACCAACAGCAGUAGCUUUGAGGGUUACAUUGACUUGGGCCGAGAGCUCUCCACACUGCACGCCCUGCUCUGGGAGGUGCUGCCCCAGCUCAGCAAGGAAGCCCUCUUGAAGCUGGGCCCACUGCCCCGGCUCCUCAACGACAUCAGCACAGCUCUGAGGAACCCCAACAUCCAAAGGCAGCCAAGCCGUCAGAGCGAGCGGCCUCGGCCUCAGCCCGUGGUGCUGCGGGGCCCUUCGGCCGAGAUGCAGGGCUACAUGAUGCGGGACCUCAACAGCUCCAUCGACCUUCAGUCCUUCAUGGCUCGAGGCCUCAACAGCUCUAUGGACAUGGCUCGCCUCCCCUCCCCAACCAAGGAAAAGCCACCUCCACCGCCGCCUGGUGGGGGGAAGGACCUGUUCUACGUAAGCCGUCCGCCCCUGGCCCGAUCCUCGCCAGCGUACUGCACAAGCAGCUCGGACAUCACGGAGCCAGAGCAGAAGAUGCUGAGUGUCAACAAGAGCGUCUCCAUGCUGGAUCUGCAGGGUGAUGGGCCGGGCGGCCGCCUGAACAGCAGCAGCGUGUCCAACCUGGCGGCCGUUGGGGACCUGCUGCACUCUAGCCAGGCCUCUCUGACGGCGGCCUUGGGGCUGCGGCCUGCGCCCGCUGGACGCCUCUCCCAGGGGAGUGGCUCGUCCAUCACGGCAGCCGGCAUGCGCCUCAGCCAGAUGGGCGUCACCACGGACGGUGUCCCUGCCCAGCAACUGCGCAUCCCCCUCUCCUUCCAGAACCCUCUCUUCCACAUGGCUGCUGAUGGGCCAGGCCCCCCAGGGGGCCACGGAGGGGGCGGUGGCCAUGGCCCACCCUCCUCCCAUCACCACCAUCAUCACCAUCACCACCACCGAGGUGGAGAGCCCCCAGGGGACACCUUCGCCCCAUUCCAUGGCUAUAGCAAGAGUGAAGACCUCUCCUCAGGGGUCCCCAAGCCCCCCGCUGCUUCCAUCCUUCACAGCCACAGCUACAGUGAUGAGUUUGGACCCUCUGGCACUGAUUUCACCCGUCGGCAGCUCUCACUCCAGGACAACCUGCAACACAUGCUGUCCCCUCCCCAGAUCACCAUUGGUCCCCAGAGGCCUGUCCCCCCAGGGCCUGGAGGUGGGAGCGGCAGUGGGGGCAGUGGUGGGGGUGGCGGGGGCCAGCCGCCUCCAUUGCAGAGGGGCAAGUCUCAGCAGUUGACGGUCAGCGCGGCCCAGAAACCCCGGCCAUCCAGCGGGAAUCUAUUGCAGUCACCGGAGCCGAGUUACGGCCCUGCCCGUCCACGGCAGCAGAGCCUCAGCAAGGAGGGCAGCAUUGGGGGCAGCGGGGGAAGCGGUGGCGGAGGGGGUGGGGGGCUCAAGCCCUCCAUCACCAAGCAGCAUUCUCAGACGCCUUCCACAUUGAACCCCACAAUGCCAGCCUCCGAGCGGACGGUGGCCUGGGUCUCCAAUAUGCCUCACCUGUCGGCUGACAUCGAGAGUGCCCACAUCGAGCGGGAGGAGUACAAACUCAAGGAGUACUCUAAGUCGAUGGAUGAGAGCCGGCUGGACAGGGUGAAGGAGUAUGAGGAGGAGAUCCACUCACUGAAGGAGCGACUGCACAUGUCCAACCGGAAGCUGGAAGAGUAUGAGCGGAGGCUGCUGUCCCAGGAGGAACAGACUAGCAAAAUCCUGAUGCAGUAUCAGGCCCGGCUGGAGCAGAGCGAGAAGAGGCUAAGGCAGCAGCAGGUGGAGAAGGACUCCCAAAUCAAGAGCAUCAUUGGCAGGCUGAUGCUGGUGGAGGAGGAGCUGCGCCGGGACCACCCCGCCAUGGCUGAGCCGCUGCCCGAACCCAAGAAGAGGCUGCUCGACGCUCAGGAGAGGCAGCUUCCCCCCUUGGGUCCAACAAACCCGCGUGUGACGCUGGCCCCACCUUGGAACGGCCUGGCCCCUCCAGCCCCACCUCCCCCACCCCGGCUGCAGAUCACUGAGAACGGCGAGUUCCGAAACACCGCAGACCACUAGCCCACCCAGCAUCACAGACUUCCUCCUCCUCCCUCCCGUGCACCCCACCCUGGAACAGCACCAACCACCAGGACUGGACGUAGUCGCCGAGGGACAGCGGGAUUGCCUCCCUGAAUGCCUCCCUGGGGGGGCACCAUUCCCCCUCCCCCACUGCACCAUUUCCAGGAGGGAGAGUGGGGACUCUUAGUUGCCCCCUUUUCCUUCCUGUUGGGGUGCUGCCCCUGUGACCCCCAGGAACCCCUGCCCCAGGACACCACCUACCCCACACAGACCCCUUCACUCCGGGGUGCUAUCCCCAUCCUCUGCCUCAUCGUUCCCCUGAGCACUGGGGGACAGAUCCUCGCCCCCACCCUGGGGGUGUGGCACCUCCAAACUUUCAACUUCAGGGUGAUUUUUUUAGCAGUAACCAGAGCUGACAAUCUUACUCCCCUCCACCGCCCCAUUUUGGCCUCCCUUGUCCCCCUUGUUAUGGGGAGGGGACCCCAGGUGAGGGGGCCCUAUUACCCCUUGAUUUCUCAGGAGCGUCUGGGGGGGCUCAGCACGCACAAACUCCUUCUCCUCCUACCACUCUUAAAUUUACUCCCUUCCCACCCAGAACCCAGAUGGGGUGGAGGGGCCACCGGGGCAGGGAGGGGGCGGCAAGGGGGGAAUGGGAGUUUUCUCCCCUUCUUCCCAUACCUGAUCUGCUCUUGGCUGGUCCCAGAGCGGGGUGAGGGGGCUUAUGCCCCCCCCUCCCCCAGUGUGUUGGGUGGGGCGGAACUGAGGUUAGGGUGAGGGGUUAGGGUUUAGGAGGGUGUGUAUGUCAGGGAGGACAGACUAGUUAAUCUGCCCUAUCCUGACACACACAGCCCCCACUACCCCUCGCUUCUCUCUUCUUGGUCUCUACUCCCAGGGGGAGGGGGGAACUUACUCUAGGAAAAGCCAUGUCUCUCUCCCCCAGGGUGGGGGGACCUGUGUUGGAGGAGGGGUGUUGAGGGCCCCCUUCCAUGACUCUGUCUCCCGGGGGAGGUAGGACAGGGCUGGGCUUCCCUCUCAUCCUCCCCGCCCUCCCCAAUCUCCCUCCACCUCCCUCCCUCCCGCCAGCUCCACAAUUUUUCGGUGUUUCUCUGUACAUAGCUCUCUGGCGGGAUAGGGGAGGUAGGAUGGAUGGGGUUUGGGGUGGGUAGGUCAUAGGAGGGGAGAAGCCCCUCCUUGGCACCCCCUCUUCCCUGACUGCUGUCCCCUACCCAGCCUUGCCCCCUCAUCCCUUCUUGCGUUUGGUAUUGAGACUCUUCCCAGACUCCACCCUUCUUUCUUUUGUAUGGACAGUUCCCCUUCAGUUCCAUCCCCCUAUACACAUACACCCAGCCGGGGCCAAAUUUAUACUUAUAUAAAAGUUGUAAAUAUGUGAAAUUUUAUCCCUGUGCCCUUUCCUGCUUUCCCAACCUCAUACCCUACCCCUGGACUCCCUUUCCUCUUCUCUUCUUUGGCUGUUGUAAUUAUCUGGGGUUUGUAUUGUACAUAUCGGGGUGUGUGUGUGUGGGCUGGGGGCAACCCCUCUGUACAGAGCUUCCUGGCCCCCUCCCCCCCAGGCUUCCCUCCCCAGCCACCACCCUAAGGGUAGGGAGAUGUUCUUCCUACCUGUUUUAUUUUGUUUUCUCGUUCUCCCUCCCCACCCUACCCGACUCCCAGCCUACUCUAUCCCCUACCACUGGCCCUUUUUCUCCACUCCCAGCCCCAUUUCCUUUUUUUCUGGAGUGUGUGGUGAAACAGAAAAAUCAUGUUUAAUAAACGGAGAUUGUUCUUUUA